AUACGAAAAAGGAAGUCAUUUCGUGCUUCCUGUCUGCGCUAGAAUUUCAAAAUCUGACAGGCAUCGCAGGACAGAGAGUGGGAGAUGGCGUGGAAAGGAACAAAGAAGAACAAGACAUCAGACAAUUUGGCCACACAACCACAUAUACUGGUAUAAAGGCUAAGAGUCUGGUUGUGAAAAGGGAUCUUAUCUGAUGCAUGAACACAUUGGUAAAGCAGACCUAUCAAAUAUCAAAGAUGGACUCCUCCAAAGAAGACAUGAAGCAAAGGGUAGCCCACAUUAAGGAAGAGAUCUGCGAGUCAGAUACUCUCCACUUUGCACCGGGGAGUCACUGCAUUACCCUGAAAAACUGUGAAGAAGGAAAUUCUAUUAUUAAGGAGGAGGAAUGUGAAGAGGGACUUGUUUGCAUUAAAAUAGAAGACUGUGAAUGUGACUCGUUUGGCCUUGGAAUACAAAACCUUGAGACCGAAAGCGUUAAGGAUGAAGCAUCUUCAAAGAAUGACCUGCACUUACAGGAGUGCCCUGUGUUGCCAAAAGAGACUUAUUUGGAGUGUACUAAUGGGAACGAAGGCCCUCCUCUGCAGCUCGGACUGAAUCCUAAAUAUUCUGAAUCAGGAAACGAAGUCAAUGAGGAAAUGAGCAUGAAAGAACAACAAGUGCAAUCAUCUGUAUGCCAUGCUGGAACAUAUGUGCAAGAGAGUGGCAGCUUCUGUGUGUCUUUAUCUGCUCAGAUCACUAGUCAGUCUAGAUCACAGAAGAAGCAGGAGAAUGAAAAUCUAAAGGAUGUGGCAUCAGGAUCAAAGAGUUCAAUACUGCCAUCCGUGCAGUUUGAUUCUCCAGCUACUGUGAAACUACCAAAGAAAGAGGCCCUCAACACGGAUCAACAAGUGCAAAGUUCAAAACCAGUGGGUUUUUAUGUCUGCCAAGAGUGUGGCAAAAGUUUUAAGCACAUGUCUAGUUAUAGUAAUCAUCAUCGGAGUCAUAAAGGACAGAAGCCAUAUUCCUGUUCUGAAUGUGGAAAACAAUUAUCUGACUUUAGCAGUCUUAAGAACCAUAAAAGAAUUCAUACUGGUGAGAAACCAUACUGUUGUUCUGAAUGUGGGAACAGAUUCUCACAAAUGAGCAGUCUCCAAAGCCACAAAAGAAUUCACACUGGAGAGAAGCCAUAUUGCUGUUCUGAAUGUGGUAAGCGAUUCUCCCAGAGUAGCACUCUUUGGCAGCAUGAACGAAUUCACACCGGAGAGAAACCAUAUUGUUGUUCAGAAUGUGGCAAGCUAUUCUCACAAGCAAACCAUCUUAAGAGCCAUAAAAGAAUUCACACCGGAGAGAAGCCAUAUUCAUGUUCUGAAUGUGGUAAACAAUUCUCACAAAGACGGCAUUUUCAGAGCCACAUGAGAAUUCACACUGGAGAGAAGCCCUAUUUCUGUUCCGAAUGUGGCAAAGGAUUCUCACAAGUAAGCCAUCUUCAGAGACAUAGAAGAAUUCACAGUGGAGAGAAACCAUAUUGCUGUUCUGAUUGCGGCAAAAUAUUUUCACAAAUGAGCAGCCUUCAGAGCCACACAAGAAUUCACACUGGAGAAAAGCCAUACUGCUGUUCUGAGUGUGGCAAACAAUUCUCCAACAAGAGCAGUCUACAGAUCCACAUGAGAAUUCACACUGGUGAGAAACCAUAUAGCUGUUCUGAAUGCAGUAAACAAUUCUCAAAUGCAAGCAACUUCCGGAACCACAAAGGAGUUCACGCUGGAGAAAAGGUUAAUUCCAGCCAAAACAAAACAACUGCAGAAGGAGCCAUUAAAUCCAGGGUUAAACCCUAUUGCUGUUCUGAAUGCAGCAAACAAUUUUCCAGCAGUAGCAGCUUUCAGAGACACAUAAAAAUCCACACUGGAGAAAAGCCCCAUUGCUGUUCUGAAUGUGGCAAAAGAUUUUUGUACAGCAGCUCUCUAAAGAGCCACAUAAGAACUCAUACAGGAGAGAAGCCAUAUUGCUGUUAUAAUUGUGGCAAGCAGUUUUCUAAAAGCAGCAAUCUUCGGAGCCACAAACGAAUUCACUCUGGAGAGGAGGCAUAUGGCUGUUCUGAAUGUGGCAAACGUUUCUCACAUAUAAGCCACCUACAAGCACACAAACACAUUCAUACAGGAGAUAAGCCAUAUACCUUAAACAUGACAGACAAUUCUCACACAAUAGCACUCCUUAGUGAUGUUCAAGAACUUGUACUGGAGGAAAACCAUUUAAAUACUUUGAAUGUGGUAAAUGAUUCCCAAGGUGUAUUAUGGAACAUGGCCACAACAAAUGACACCGACAUGAAGAAAAGAGUGACUCACAUCAAGGAAGAGGUCUGUGAGUGGCCACCUGCCCACGGCAAACCAGAGGGUCACUGCAUGAAAGUGACAGAUAAUGAAGAUAAAAUGUCUGCAGUUAAAGAGGAAGAGUCAGAGGAGGCGCUAAUUGACAUUAAAACUGAGGCCUUUAAGUUUGUCCCAGUCGACCUUGGAGUUCUAAACCCUGAAACAUUUAAUGAUUUAAACCUUGAUGCAUCUUUGAAAAGGGACUUCAGUUUACUGGCGUGUCCAGUUUUACAGGGAGAGAAGCAUUUAGGGGAGCAGCGCUUACCUCAGCCGUCUGUCAGAUUCAUCCCCAAGUUUGAGAACCUCAGCACUGAAGAGAAGAAGACGGAGUCGAAAGAGCAAAGUUUGCAAGACAAUGGAUCAGAGAAUUUAAAACCACCCUCCUUUCAGUAUAGAUAUAAGGCUGUUGUCAAACUAAGAAGAAUCAAUUGUAUCAACGCCCAAGUGCAAAAUAAAAAUCAUUCUUCUUGGCAUGUCUGCCAAAAGUGUGGGAAAAGUUUUAAGUGCAAAGCAAAUCUGACAAGUUAUGCAAAAGAACAGCCCUAUUGUUCUGAAUGUAUCCAACAGUUCUGCACUAGUACCAGCCUUGAAAUUCAUGAAAGAAUUCAGACUGGGGAGAAGCCAUAUUGUUGUUCUCAAUGCAGUAAACGAUUCUCAAAACUACGCUAUCUUCAGAUCCAUGCAGGAAUUCAUGCCGGGGAUAAACCAUAUUGUUGUUCUGAAUGUGGUAAACAAUUCUCACACAAUACCAGUCUUAAGAAUCACAAAAAAACUCACACUGGAGAGAGACCAUACUGUUGUUCUGAAUGUGGCAAACAAUUCCAACGGGUGCGCAGUCUCGAGAGCCACACAAGAAUUCACACCGGAGAGAAGCCAUAUUGUUGUCCUGAGUGUGGCAAACGAUUCUCGCGCUGCAGUGACUUUGGGAAACACACAAGAGUUCACACUGGAGAGAAACCGUAUUGCUGUCUUGAAUGUGGCAAACAAUUCUCACAAUUACACUCUCUUCGUAGCCAUACCAGAAUUCACACCGGAGAUAAACCAUACUCUUGCUCCGAAUGUGGCAAACAGUUCUCUCAUCGUGACACUCUAAAGAACCACAAAAGAACUCACACUGGGGACAGGCCAUACUCUUGUUCUGAGUGUGUUAAACGAUUUCGUCACCGCGGCAGUCUUAAGAACCACGAGAGAACUCACACCGGAGAUAAACCCUACUGUUGCUCUGAUUGUGGCAAACAGUUCUCUCAGAGUACCAGUUUUGAGAUUCAUAGAAGAAUUCACACUGGAGAGAAGCCAUAUUUCUGUUCUGAAUGUGGCAAACAAUUUUAUUACAGCAGUGGACUUCAGAAACAUCGAAGAAUUCACACUGGAGAAAAACCUCAUUGCUGUACUGAUUGUGGUAAAAGAUUUUUACAGCUAUUCAGUCUUCAGAGGCACACAAAACUUCACACUGGAAGAAAAAAGGAAUGAGUUGAGGGGAAUGAGAGGCAAGUACAAUAUUAAUCCUACUCUAAUUACGAAAGUGAUGAUUGGUAUCCUCACAGGGUAGAUUUGCUGUAGAAGUAGCAAGUCUCAUUAAGGUGAACCUGCUUUCACAGUAAGAGAAGAAUCCAAAAAAAGAAAUUUAGACCUGCUGUACUGUUUUUCUCAAGAGUCAAAAAGGCACCCUCAUCCUACCUCAGCACAACGGUGGGCGAGGAGAUUUGUUCAGAUAAGGAGGAGAGUUUUGGGUGCAGUGUGAAUCCAGAUGGACAGUGCUGCUGGCCCAAGCACAGUGAAACGGACAUGUCCACAUAAAUGCAUCAUGAGCAAAAAAAAAAAAAAAUAUGAGGACUACUUACAGUUUUGUGGUCAGUUGAAGAUAAACCAGAUUACUGUUUUCACUCAACAGACAGUGGUUAAGGAUAUGGUGCCCUCAUCCAGAAAUGAAUACUAUUAACACAUUUGAUUUUGUGUGUGGUCUAUUUAUAUAUAAACACAAGUGAAAGCUGUGCUGUGGGACUAUCAGUAGGACACUUUGAACCAUUUUUGCACCAUUACAAUCCUUCUGUACUUAGACUUUAGCCUGCUAGUUCGAACUUUCUGGCUUCUGUAUUCUCCUUUAACAUUCCUCUUCUGCCUCAUAAAUACACUGGGGUGGGCAAAAGUAGGUUUACAGUUGUAAGUACACAGAACACAGAGUUUAUUUGUGUA
This is a messenger RNA of Polypterus senegalus (gray bichir), 4538 nucleotides long. RefSeq names its product zinc finger protein 845-like. The record is from RefSeq and is a predicted model, not a curated record. The transcript has 5 exons. The coding region runs from base 198 to 3815 and encodes 1205 amino acids. Lineage: Eukaryota; Metazoa; Chordata; Cladistia; Polypteriformes; Polypteridae. Gene Ontology annotation, biological process: regulation of transcription by RNA polymerase II. Gene Ontology annotation, molecular function: RNA polymerase II cis-regulatory region sequence-specific DNA binding; DNA-binding transcription factor activity, RNA polymerase II-specific.